AUGCACAUAUCCUCAUUACCAAUUGUCGAUAUUUCACCAUUCACGGGCGCUAAACCUGUGAGUCACGAAGCGAAACUCGAGACCGCUCGAGCAAUUCACGCGGCAUGUCGAGACUUUGGAUUUUUCUAUUUGAAAGGGCAUAAUAUUCCACAAGACGUUUAUGAGACAGCUUUGCGACUUGGGCAUGAGUUUUUUAAAUUAGAAGAGACGGAGAAAGCGAAACUCGGAAUCGCAAACGAAGACUUUGCAAGAGGUUAUCAACGAUUAGGUGAAAAUGUAACGAGAUAUCAAAAAGAUUGGCACGAGGCACUAGACUUUUACAAGCCAAUCCCACGAACGCACCCACUAGUGAUAAACAAUCAACCCUUACGUGGUGAAAAUCAAUGGCCGACCUGUCCAGCAGAAUUCCGUCCAUUUUUUGAACGGUAUAUUGAAUAUAUGCUUGAUUUGGGUCAAAAAGUGAUGAGUGCUAUUGCGAUGGGAUUAGGACUCGAGGAGAAUUUUUUCGUUCCAUUUCUGGACGAAUCUUUCUGGGUAAUGCGCGUUAUAGGCUACCCGCCUCUUCAAAGCUCUACAGGAAAAGAUGGCAUCGGUGUAAGCUGUGGCGAACAUACUGAUUACGGAUGUUUAACAUUUCUGCUUCAGGACAAUAUAAAAGGUUCUUUACAAGUACAAAUGAAAGAAGGUGGGUGGAUUAACGCUGAUCCAAUACCUGGGACAUAUGUCGUGAAUAUUGGCGAUAUGUUAAAUAUCUGGACGAAUAACAUAUAUCAAAGUACCAUGCACCGAGUAGUUCACAAAGGUGAUACCUAUCGCGUAUCGUGUCCAUUUUUCUAUGAACCAAAUUUUGAGACACUAAUUGAACCACUCCCCCAAUGCCUUAAACUCGAUCCAGUUAAACACCAUGAUCCAGUUGUGUAUGGUGAACAUUUGCUUCGGAAAGUUAUGACCAAUUUUGAAAUUACUGAAAACUAA
Ambispora leptoticha is the source of this 975-nucleotide messenger RNA. Lineage: Eukaryota; Fungi; Glomeromycota; Glomeromycetes; Archaeosporales; Ambisporaceae. The record is from the annotation of a GenBank genome assembly.